Molecule: messenger RNA, 3385 nt
Organism: Amphiprion ocellaris (clown anemonefish)
Lineage: Eukaryota; Metazoa; Chordata; Actinopteri; Pomacentridae
Gene: fshr
Product: follicle stimulating hormone receptor
Exons: 15
Coding region: 159-2345 (728 amino acids)
Biological process (GO): follicle-stimulating hormone signaling pathway; male gonad development
Cellular component (GO): membrane
Molecular function (GO): thyroid-stimulating hormone receptor activity; protein binding; follicle-stimulating hormone receptor activity
Source: RefSeq, a predicted model, not a curated record
CCUGAGGGGACAGACGGACAGACAGCCAGAGGCUUUCAUAUCUGUGGCUCUGCAGGAAAGGCCUGCUCAGCUACAUGUAAACAGAGACAAAGCAGAGACACAAAAGAAGAAGGGGGAAACAAAAACAAAGUGAAACUGCAACAAAUCUGGAUCCAGACAUGAUGAUGGUGAUGAGACUAAUAAUGCUGGUGGCGGUGAUGAUAAAGAUGCCAGCCGCCUCUGCGCCUGGUUCUGAAGUGGACAAUAAAUCUGGACCUAAGGCCAGUUUGGUCAAACAAACCCAGGACUCGUGCUACAAGGUGCCGUUUGGGGCCACAGAGAUUCCAUCCAACAUCCCCAGCAGAAUCCAGUGUCUGGAAGUGAAUCAGACGAAGAUCAGAGUGAUUCCUCAGCGUGCCCUCAGCAGCCUGCAGCACCUCUGGAAUCUAACCAUAUUAGAGAACGACGUGUUGCAGAAGAUCGCUGCGUUCGCCUUUACCAGCCUCCCUCGGCUCACCUAUGUAACCAUAUUAGAGAACGACAUGUUGCAGAACAUCAGUGCGUUCACCUUUACCAGCCUCCCUCGGCUCACUUAUGUAUCAAUAUCUGGAAAUGUUGCUUUGAAGCGUAUCGAAGCUUUUGCUUUCUCAGAUCUUCCUGAACUCACUAAGAUAAUCAUAACAAAGUCAAAACACCUGAGUUUCAUCCACCCAGAUGCUUUCAGGAACAUUGCAAAACUGCAGUUUUUGACCAUCUCCAGCACUGGGCUGAGAAUCUUUCCGGACUUCUCCAAGAUCCACUCCACAGCUAAUGGAUUUCUACUCGACCUGGAGGAGAACAGCCACAUUGAGAAAGUCCCUGCCAAUGCCUUCAGAGGCCUCUGCACUCAAGCCUUCAUGGAGAUACGGCUCACCAGAAAUGGCAUCAAGGAGGUGGCAAGUGACGCCUUCAACGGAACAAAGAUGAAAAAAUUGUCCCUAAAAGGCAACCAACAGCUGACUCACAUCAAUCCCAACGCCUUUGUGGGUUCCAGUGAGCUGGUGACGCUGGACAUCUCUCAAACAGCCCUCAGCUCUCUGCCAGACUCCAUCCUCGGCGGACUCACGAGGCUGUUUGCAGAAUCUGCCUUCCACCUGAAAGAGCUUCCUCCUCUGCACCUCUUCACCAAGCUGCGCUUUGCCAAUCUGACGUACUCGUCGCACUGCUGCGCCUUCCAAAACAUGCACAGAAACAGAUCCAGGUGGCACUCAUGGUGCGUAGACCCCAGUGCGAAGAAUUAUCCUCGCUUCUACAGGGACUGCUGCUCCAACUCCACCUCCAUCACCUGCACCCCGGCGCCGGACGACUUUAACCCCUGUGAGGACAUCAUGUCGGGCGUCCUCUUACGGGUCCUCAUCUGGAUCAUCUCCAUCCUGGCGCUGCUGGGGAACGCUGUGGUUCUCCUUGUACUGUUAGGCACCCGCUCCAAGCUGACCGUUCCUCGUUUCCUCAUGUGCCACUUGGCCUUUGCCGACCUCUGCAUGGGCAUCUACCUGGUCGUCAUAGCAACCGUGGACAUGCUCACCCGUGGCCGGUACUACAACCACGCCAUCGACUGGCAGAUGGGUUUGGGGUGCAACGCCGCGGGCUUCUUCACGGUGUUUGCCAGCGAGCUGUCAGUGUUCACUUUGACGGCGAUCACUGUGGAGCGCUGGCACACCAUCACACACGCUCUGCGGCUCGACCAGAAGCUUCGCCUGAGACACGCCUGCAUCAUCAUGACAGCAGGUUGGAUCUUCUCCUCGCUGGCUGCAAUGCUGCCCACAGUUGGGGUCAGCAGCUACGGCAAAGUGAGUAUCUGCCUCCCCAUGGACGUGGAGACUCCGGUGUCGCAGGUCUAUGUUGUAUCCCUGCUCCUCCUCAACAUCCUGGCCUUCUUCUGCGUGUGCGGCUGCUACCUGAGCAUCUACCUGACAUUCCGCAAGCCUUCGUCGGCACCAGCCCACGCCGACACCCGCGUGGCUCAACGCAUGGCCAUCCUCAUCUUCACCGACUUCAUCUGCAUGGCUCCCAUCUCCUUCUUCGCCGUCUCGGCCGCCCUCAAGCUCCCUCUCAUCACCGUGUCCGACUCCAAACUCCUUCUGGUCCUGUUCUACCCCAUCAACUCGUGCUCGAACCCCUUCCUGUAUGCCUUCUUCACCCGCACCUUCAGACAGGACUUCUUCCUCCUCGCCGCUCGCUUCGGCCUGUUUAAGACUCAGGCACAGAUUUACCGGACAGAGAGUUCCUCCUGUCAGCAGCCAGCAUGGACCUCUCCAAAGAGCAGCCGGAUAAUGACGUGCUCCCUGGCCAACACACUGAGUCUAGAUGGGAAACAGGAGAGCUGACUGUCAUCCAAAUAUUCACAGGUAUAGAGUUUUUGCUGGAUUGUUAACAGAAGGUUCCUAUUUUUCCUCCCACAGAUGUCCUUCCCUCAGGCAACAAAAGUAAAAUUCUUCUUAGGGAUGAAGGACAUACGGCGGUUUGUAAUACAUGAACACCUCAAGGUUAGAACUUGGUUCUAACAUUGUUUCAGAUGUGCACUUGAUGUCAUGGUUGCAUAUUUUAGUGGUGUACAGAGAGCCUGCUAAAACCAAAAUGAUGCCCCAACUCAUUAUUCUCAUGAUUUAGAUGACACUGCUGUUUUUUUCCAGUAUGUUGGAGUCUCUGGCAAGUAUAAAGCAUUCAAUCCCUUUGGAAGUUUUUACCUAGAAUUGCUUUUUAACACUGAAUCAAGACAAUAAUUCACAGGAAACAGGCUUCCACAAACUAAUUUCAUUUCAUUCAUUCAUUCAUUCAAUUAAUUAAAAACAUAAAAUAUAAAAUAAGGGGUGGCAAAAGUAAUCAUCCCUUUCAAGUCAGUAUUUAGCAGAUGCCCCUUUUGACACAAUUAAAGCAUUGAUACUGUAUGAAUAGAUCUCUGUUAGCCUUGUACAUCUGGACACUGCAACUUUACCUCAUCCAUCUUUGCAAAGCUGCCCAGCAAUCAUGAGAGAAAAGCCCAUUUCAAAUCCAGGUACAAAUUCUCAGUUUGAUUCAGUUCUGGGCUCCGACUCAGCCACUCCAGAACAUUUACUUUCUUUUAACCCUCGUGUCGUCCUGCGGGUCAGACUGACCCGUUUUAAACUUUGAAAAUGUGGAAAAAAUAUAUUUUCACAGUGAAAUUUCUGAUGUCCACAUUUUCAACAUUUCUGGGAAAUUUUUGAUAUUUUUUUGGUGGAAAAAAAAUGUUUAAAAAAUGUUUCUUAAGAACAUUCACAAAAAAAUUUUUGGUGAAUGUUCGUAAAGUUUUAUUGAUAUAUAGGUGUAAUCACUUUAGAUAUUUUUAGAAUUUUUUUGGAAGAUUUGUACUAAUUUUUUGAAAAUAUUUACAACAAUUUUCUUACAA